Molecule: messenger RNA, 8916 nt
Organism: Pleuronectes platessa (European plaice)
Lineage: Eukaryota; Metazoa; Chordata; Actinopteri; Pleuronectiformes; Pleuronectidae
Gene: inppl1b
Product: inositol polyphosphate phosphatase-like 1b
Exons: 30
Coding region: 3057-6728 (1223 amino acids)
Biological process (GO): phosphatidylinositol dephosphorylation
Molecular function (GO): phosphatase activity; protein binding
Source: RefSeq, a predicted model, not a curated record
CCCACACGCUGAGCUGGCAGUAUGGGUGGAGCCACACAAACAUGGAAAAUGAAAAGAGGCUCACUUCUCUCGUGUGUUUUUCGCGAUUUAACAGCGCCAUGUUAGACACAACGAACCCUCCUACACAAUCACGAUUAGCCGUGUGGGUGUAGUUCCCAUUGAGCUGGUGACAAAUGUCCCGGGGCGGAAAGGCCGAGUGGUCUGGACCCACCAGCCGACGUGGCUCUGCAAGGUGCCACCGUCCGAUGCUAACGGCUAGUGAGUUGAGCUACGCUACACUGACAGGGAGGAUGAGCUCGAUUCCCGUCCCCUUCAAUAGGAUGUAUUGUGUUGAAAAUCAACACACAAAUGACAACACUUCUGCAAUUUCUAAUACGUAGCCAAUAUAAGUGGACGCUUGACGUCUUUAAGCUUGGCACAGCUAGCUGCUAGGUAGCUAAACAUAAUUAGCCGGCUACAUUUGCGCAAGGGGGGUGAAGUCGGUGCAUCACAGGCUAGUGGCCCGACUGGAAACCGUGUGCUUUUAUUCAAAGUGACAACGAAAUAAUGUUAAGAUAAAGUUCAAAUUAUAUAAAACGUCAACAUUACUCGGGGUGGCCAUUCAUCGAAAAGAGGAAAAGCAACGUAUUUGACUAGCUUAACAUUGUAUAUGCUAGCUAGCUAGCUUUGCAAUGACAUCAUCCCCAUUGAGAGAAAACGUAAUGUCCACAGUGAUUAUGUCACCGUCCACUAUAUUAAACCCUGUGUUCAGACUGAUAUGUAAACAUCUACUUCUGUAUCGUCAUGGGUCGCCAAUGUCAGGCUUCAGCCUCAGGGAGAGCCAGCCGCUAGCUAGCCGAAGAAGCUAGCUAGCCCAUCUUAGCCACUUCUCCAAACAUUCUCCCCGCAUCCCAGCGACACGUCGGGCGCUUCGUCCCUCGGACUCACCGCUCUGCUCGCCCAGGAAGACGAGCUUGAACUUUCGUAAAGGGUUGCCGAACUCCCCGCCGCCGGUCGUGGUAGACAUGUUGGCAAAAAAAACAAACAGCUACUCGGCUAGCCUAGCUAACGAUGCGUCCGGAGCGGAGAGGAGCGAGUAGUGUAUCUUCCUCCUGCUCGGGGCAGCGCUAUUGUUUUCUUCCACACGCAGGAGGGGAAAACAGCGCCACCACGAGGCCACAGCCGAGGGUUUUAAACAACUUACAAGUGUCACCAAAUAUAAGACUGGACGUAAAAUGAAGAAAGGUAAACGACUAUUUGGGGGAAACGAUGUGUUUAUUUCCUUCUCUCGUCUAUAAAGAAGAAGGGAUUUUCCUUGCUGGACAUCUCAUCCCUUCACUCGAUUGUGAUGUCUGUCCUGCUGGCAAGAAACAACCGAUUGUAGAGCACACAGCGAGAAGAAGUGAUUAGAGCAUGAGAUCGAGUCAAGAAGAUGCAUCACCAGUUGGAGGACGGCUGCGUCUGUUUGUUUUAUGGGGGCUGCGGUUGGUGGUCGGCACAUUUCUGCGGAGCAGUGAGAGGCAGAACAGCAAAUAUGGGACCAAACGGCUUCCCACAGACUUACAUGCUCCAACUAAUGGAGAAGGAGGGAAGUAGGAGGGCUGAAUAAUGGGCGAAGUUUCUCCGAGGACAAAAAUAAGAAAGUUGGGGAUGAUCAUAACCAUAUGGAGACUGCAUUUUGCUGCUGAGUGAGCCAGAGAGGGUGGGAAGUGUAGGGAGGGUGACAAAAGGAAAUAGGUUGGGACAGAAGAAAGAGAGGCUGGAAGAACGUAAAUAUUACUGCCAGGGGUUGAAACAUCUGGAAGUAAAGAUAAUAAAAACAGAAACUAGAAAGAAGUUGAGGAUUAGCCCCUCACCUGAGAGUGGAAAGUUGUGUGUUCUGUUUGGAAUUUGAGGAGGGAGACGGGGCAGGGGCUGAGGGAGGAAGAGGGAAAUAGACGAGAGAGGGAGAGGGAGAGAAAAAGGAAGCAGUCUGCUGUUUCACACACUGGUGGUGAAGUUGAGCCCCUCGCAAGAAUUCUCCUGGCUGUGUCCGCCAUCUGGAAUGUCGAGUCACUUCCUCUGUCUGUGCUGUGCUCUUACGGGGUUGUCCUCUUGCCUCUCUGCUCCCUCCCUCUGCUCUGACAGCACCGUGAAGAACCGCUGGAGACCACGCCAGUGCGGACGGGACUCUUCUGACAAGACCCACGCGCCAGCACACAAACAUCCAGCAUGAAAGUGAGACCCCUGGAUUAGCCCACAUCCAACCAGGCAGCAUCUGAGUGGAAUCUGGGCCUGGAAGAGGCUAAGGCAACUGCAGUCAUCAGCUGAACUUUCUCUUGGAGGGUGUUCCUUUUCCCUUAUAUGGCUACAGAGCUGAGAAAUCAUUUGAAUUAGUCUGGUUUCUGCUGCAUGCCUGUCUGGUUUUAGUGCUGACGGAGUUCCAUCUGCUGUGUUUCUGUCUCUGCUUGCUGUGCGUGUGUGUGUGGGGGGGGGGAGCCGUGUGUGUGGCUCCAUUUGUUUAUUUUACCGUCUCAGUUCUUCUUUUCCUGUUGUUUGCAUGUGGGGCUUUUGUUUGGGGACAAGAGGAGCGCUUGUGUUUGUGGUAAAGCUAGAGGCAGCGUCACAGCCUCAGGGCUGACUGCUUCAUUCAGACUCUUGCUGUUUUUCCUCUACCUCCUGUCGCCCCCCCCUGCCUACCGCUGUGAUGGUCUGUGUUUGCUGGAGCAACACACCCACCUGGGUGCAGAAAACUGCAACCGAAGACUGAAGCAGGGGCUCAGCACUGGAGGCUGUUAUCAGAAAGGUGGACUGGAGCUUCAGCCGAGAGGCAGGGUGUUGUAACAGUGGACUAAUCUCACCAUCAGCUGGAUCUGCUUCUUUCCUCGUACGAUGCAACAGGAUGUGUGACCCACAAGAAGCCAAUAGGUGCACAGGAAAUGCCAGCUGAUACAGACGGGGGGGUUGGGUUGUCAGUUUGACACUUUGAUCAUGAAGAAAAAGGCCGUGGCCACCAGGAGCACUUGAAUGGACUGCUGGUCGGGUUCCUCACCUCACGUGGAUGACUUUUAUGACCCUAUCGCUCUACGUUGAUCGCCAUGGCAACGGCGGCGUGGUAUCAUCGUGACAUCAGCCGCGUGCACGCAGAGGACCAGCUGGCACGGGCAGGGAGGGAUGGCAGCUACCUAGUGAGAGACAGCGAGUCUGUGCCAGGAGCCUACGCGUUGUGCCUGCUGUUCCAGCGCCAUGUUCACACCUAUCGAAUCCUCCCUGACGCCGACGGCCUCCUCGCAGUCCAGACAACACAGGGGGUGCAGGUGAACUGUUUCCGGACACUGGAGGACUUGGUGUUGGGAUACCAGUAUCCACACAAAGGCCUCGUCACGCCGCUGCUCUACCCUGUUCCCCGUGACAUCGACACGGGGGACGAGAGCUCAGAUGAUGAGAAGCCGCCUUCAGUGUCUGCCUCAGUCAGCUCGUCGCUUUCAUCAGGACCACCAGCUAAACAGGGCCCCCCCGCCCCAUUCCUUGAUAAAUUACAGGAGCUGAACACAUCCAGUACUGCAGGUGAUUUGAUGGGUCUGCUCAAUGACUACCUCUUCAGUGAGCUCCCUCUCGACAUCGACAAUGUGCAUAAAGGGGCAACAACUCUAUGCCACCUCAAGCGUACUCUGGGUAACGCCUGCCAGGGCCUCAACAGUGAGAUUGACCUGACUCUCUCAAGUCUAGAAACCCUGGCGAAGGUGUUCGACCAUCCGAGCUGCUCUCUGACACACAACAAGACACAGGGCCCAGAGAUGGACAUAGACACCUUGUUGUGUAAGAUCUCAGCGCUGGUCAGCCUCCUUUCUUCACUGGAGAAAAAGGUGUUAAAAGCGCUUCAAGACGCUGUGACCAAUCACAAUCUGGCAGUCCAGCCCGCUCCCCCCCCACCUGAGCCAGCACCCACCAGCAGAGCACCUGUAAAGAACCAUGCCCGACAGAUGCCAGUUCACUCCUUUCAGGUGAAGAUGGUGCGGUACGGCAGACAGACAGUCUCUGUUGAUGUGGACACAGGAAUGCUGCUUUUUGACAGAAAAGCCGGAUCAUUCACCGUCGAAAAGGUCUCACAUGACAGAAUUCUCCAGAUUGUCAAGUUCCAGAGCAGCCCAGCCAAGGUGUGCAUGGUGGUGGACAGUCACCACAACACACCGAGGGAGAUGACGUUUGAGAGCGCACGGAAAUGCGACUCCUUCUGCCAGCUCCUCCAGAUGAUGAAAACCAGACACUCUCAGCUGAGUGAGCCUGACAUGGUCUCUGUGUUUGUUGGCACCUGGAACAUGGGUGGAUCCCCUCCUCCUCGCAGCCUGCAGACGUGGGUGACCUGCUGUGGUCUGGGUCACACCCCCGACGAGUCCACCGCCCUGCUCCCUCACGACAUCUACGCCCUGGGGACCCAGGAAAACCCUCAGGGCGAGAGAGAGUGGAUUGAACAUAUCAAAGCAACCCUUCGCAGCUACACUCACAUUGACUUCAAACAGGUGGCAGUACAGUCCCUCUGGAAUAUGCGGCUGGCUGUGUUUGUGAAGCCGGAGCAUGAAGGUCGCAUCAUCCAUGUGAACACAGCCAGUGUGAAGACCGGCCUGGGGAACGCAUUAGGAAACAAGGGAGCUGUUGGGGUCUCGUUCCUCUUCAAUGGAACAUCUUUUGGCUUUGUUAACUGUCACCUGACUUCUGGAAGUGAGAAGGUCCUGAGGAGGAACCAGAACUUCGUGGACGUGCUCCGGCUCCUCUCUCUAGGCGACAAACAGCUCGGGGCUUUUGACAUCAGCCUGCGCUUCUCUCAUCUCUUCUGGUGUGGAGACCUCAAUUACAGGCUCGACUUAGACGUACAGGACAUCCUGAAACACGUGUCCAAGAGAGAGUUCGAGGAGCUCAUGUGUGCGGACCAGCUCACCCGGGAGAGACACAAGAGGAAGGCCUUCCUCAAUUUCAAGGAGGAAAAGAUUGCGUUUCCACCGACCUAUCGGUAUGAGCGGGGCUCCAGAGACUGCUACCUGUGGCAAAAGUACAAGACCUCAGGGGUGCGGGUCAACGUGCCGUCUUGGUGCGACAGGAUUCUGGUGAAGUCCUAUCCAGAGACGCACAUCAUUUGCACGGCAUAUGGUUGCACAGAUGACAUCUUCUCAAGCGAUCACUCGCCUGUUUUCGCCACGUUCCAAGUGGGAGUGACGUCACGGCUCAGCUUCAAAACAGAUCCGAACCCCGGCGCGGAGAGGGCCUGGAUAGAGCUGGAGGGCGUGGAGGCCAUUGUGAAGACGGCAAGCAAAGCAAAGUUCUUCAUCGAGUUUCAUUCAACUUGCCUUGAAGAGACAAGACGCUCCAGUGAGAACGACUCGCAGAGCUGUGAUGUCCCUGGGUUCCUGAAACUCGGCUGGUCCUUCAAACAGCUGCCGAAGCUUCUCCCAGUCCUGUCUGACAUGGAGUACCUUCAGGACCAGCACCUGCUGCUGUCUGUCAAGUCAUGUGACGGGUUUGAGUCAUACGGUGAAUGCUGUGUAGCUCUGCGCUCACUCACACGCGCAGCCGAGCAGUUUGAGACGUUCCUGAGCCACCGAGGUGAAGAGAUGGGCUCCAUAAGAGGACGCGUCAGGGUCCACGUGCCCAAGGACAGGCGGGCAACACGGGAGAGGAUCUAUGAGUGGUUCUGUUUUGAGAAAGAUGAUAAACGGCCUCUGAGGGGACACAUGUCUCCGGCUUCGACACAGGUCCAGAUAAAUAGGUCCUCUCCAGUUCCUCCUAAACUCACUCCGAGCAGCUACACCAACCCGGCCUACUUCAUCUUCGAAGGCGUGUCGGUGGCACGCAGGGUGGAGGAGGCCCCCCCCCAGCAAAGGGACCCACAGGUCAUCUGGUCUGGUAACGAGGCCUUGCAGCUCCCGAAAAUCUCAGGACGCCAGGGCUUUGAAAGACGACCCUGCCACAGGUCCGACUUUACAGAGAUUGAAAUUCCCGCCAUCCUGCCCCAGUGCGCGCCAACCAACGACCUUCAAACGGCCCAAACCAACUCCUCCUAUCAGCUGUUCCCCGCCAAAGACCCGUCUCCCAUUUCUCCACCCUCCAGCAACGCCAUCCCACAGUUCCAGGAACAGACUUCACAACCCAGAGACAAAUAUCAAUGUAAAAGUAUUGUCCAGGACUCCAUCCUGCCCGUGAAGAACCUGAGGAACUUGUAUAUGAAUCACUCAGCGAUCAUGAGGGAAAAUAACAGAAGGGAUCAACAUCAGCUCCUCCCAGAGAGGACCAAUCCAAUCCGGGCGGCCAAGCUGCCGUCCGCUUUCCCUUUCACCCCCGCUCCCUUAGGACCCUGUCAGGCCUCUGCUCCCUGGAAAGUGGAUCAGCAGCCACCCGGGCGUACAGGGGAUCACUCCCUCACUGCUUUGCAAAUUGCCAAGUCCCUCAGUGAAGUCGACUUUUUCCCCUCAGAGCUGAGAGGCCCGACCAUGACCAACCAGAGGCAAUGUUACAGAAACGGCCCCUCGAUGCAGGGAGACCGGAGUCACAGCUGGGAGAAAGAGCAGGUGUCCGUGCUCCAAGGGGCACCAGAGACCGUGCGGGAGCUUCUCACCACUCUGGGUCUUCAGAAAUACACCCUGGGACUCAGUCUCAAUGGCUGGGAUGACCUGGAUUACUUCAGCGGCAUCACUGAGGAGGACCUACGAGCCGCGGGAGUGACGAACCCUUCGCACCGACGCAGGAUCCUCGAGAACCUGCCCCGGACCUGGAACUGAUGCGAUGGUGCGAAGCCUCCUUGUCUGCUCCCUUACUCCAACUGGAAGAACUGAUGGAGCUGAGAUCUGAAGAAAGGACAGACUGAUGGGACACAAUCACAACAGCUGGACUUUACCUCAGUCCAUCUUCUCGUUCUCUCGACCGGGGAACGUAACGCAGGAUGUUCUGCGUUCUCAAUCCUAUCGUCUUAGUUGAACUCCUGCACUGAAAGGAAAAUCAGAAAAUGAAAAAUGGGACUUUAAAAGAAAAAUAUGGUUUUGUCACUCAAUUUGUUAAGAUUUAAUCAAAUGCAAAUUUCUCUUUUAUUGAAAACAAAGAUCUAUUUACCCUCCGUCAACCUUACAUGUCAACACUGACCACAUCGGCAGUUCAGUUGCACGUAAGCUGUGUCCGGUCUAUUGUGGAGUUUUGAGUGAUGCUGUGUGCCGGGAAGCGACCUGGCAGAGAUUAGAGUGAGUGAUUGAAGGCGAGUGAUGCUCUCUGCAGUGAGUGAGCAUCAGGGAGGCAGAGCUCAGUCGCUACAGGACAGAAGGUCAGUUGAGCUGAACGUUUCUGCAAAAAAACCUGAAACACUUAAACUAAAUGUAACAAAACUGAAGCCAAGUUUUAAGAGGUUUCUGCCGGAAAAGCAAUUUCCUCCCAUCAGCAGCCUGCAACAACACAUAUUCAGCUCCCUCUCUAUUUUAGUAAAGUGGAUGUAUGACAAACAUAAUUUAAGAAUUUAAGCCCCAAUGUUGAAUUUUUUUGGACUCAUUAUAUGAAAAUCACUAAUAAGAAAACACAAAAUACUAUUUUUGACAAAAUGAAAUGACAAUAAUCUAAAAAAAAGGCCAUGUUUUUCAUUUCCAAAUCUUCAUGUCAGAGGAGGAAGAGGACGAGACGAAGGAACACGGGUUGUAACUCAUUCUGCUUUAUUCCACUGUCCAUCUGGACUGAUAGUCAGAGGUGGGUGGAUGUGAAUGGAAAGCCUUGAUAUGUAUCUCUAAUUACUGACUCAUACACAAAUGUUUAUCAUGGCAGCAAUGACUCAUCGAUUUUGUUUUUAAUGAUUUUUAAAUGACUAUACAAAUGUAAUUCCUCAGUUUCCAGUGUUCACACAAGGCUAGUGUUUCCUGUUUACCUUCAUCCCUUCGACUGUGUGCUUUCUGAUUAUUAUGCUAUUAUUGAGCCUGGACCCGAGCUUGUUAAAAGCCCUCUAUCAAACCUACGGAGCAUCAAAUCCGUAGCUCUACCUACUGGAACGUUGUCUGUAAAGUUCGUGUAGGACCAGUUGUAUUUCAAAUCGUUUACUGUCUCAUAUUGUUGCUAUCAUGUCACUUAAUCAGCACCUACGCCCACUCUGCAUGUUUUAUGCAGCCUUUUUAAAGUAAAGUGCAUAAAGCAACUCUCGACCGUUUCCAAGCAAACUCAAGUCCUCUUCGUGUCUCCUCACUUCACCUCUCUGCAUGUUGUUUAACAUCGGGUCCCACCGACCUGCAAACCUGCCUGAUUAUCAGCUAACUCUCCCCCAAGAGAAGAGUUUCUAAAUCCAGACAAACGGUUUCACAUUUUAUAAGAAGAAGAUAUGUCAUUCAUUAACUGCUGAUCUUUGCUUCAGAUGGUAUUUAUAACCGUACUCGGAGUUCAUAUGAAACCAUAAAUCAAAUGUCAGAGGAUGUUUCUCGUUAUGUGGAAGUCAAGCAAAAAGGAAAGUGUCAGCAGCUAUGCGUCAUAUCAUUUAUUUUAAGGUUAAGUCAGUGUCUGAUUUCUCUUUUACACUUUUUACAGGAUUCAUAUUUUACAUUUAGUUUUUGUUGAUGUUACUGUAGAGUUCUGAGGUUUUUUUCAGGCCAGUGGCUGGAGGAGUUAUGUUUUUGGGCUUGUCUGUAUGUGCAUUGGUAUGUUGCUCCCAUUCUUGUGGACAUCAAAUUUGAACUGAGUGGAGGUUGUUAGUCAAGGGUCAAAGGUCACUGUGGCCUCACAAUACCCUUUUUUUAAAUAGAGAAUAUCUCUGUAGUGUGGAUGACUGACCAAAUCCCAAAGCUUUUUCACUGUUAAAGGAUGUGUGUGUAUAUAGAAUUACAGGAGUGUGCGUUGCCUGUAAUAACCGGGAAGCCGGUCAACAAAUAUGUAUUUAUCAGAUCACUUAAAUAACAGAUCACGGCAGAGAGAGACGAGACAGCUUUUGAAUAUGAUCCUAAAAUAACA